This is a messenger RNA of Alternaria incomplexa, 2214 nucleotides long. RefSeq lists its product as uncharacterized. The transcript has 3 exons. NCBI's taxonomy places the organism in Eukaryota, Fungi, Ascomycota, Dothideomycetes, Pleosporales, Pleosporaceae. The coding region runs from base 1 to 2214 and encodes 737 amino acids. The record is from RefSeq and is a predicted model, not a curated record.
AUGCAAAUCGCCGUUAUGUCGGCGCCCACUAUCAUCCCGGAUCGCACAUUGCACGAUGUAAUUAUUGCCGCGCUCUCUCUCGAGACUCAGUCCAAGAAAGAAGAAGCCCUGACUGCGGCGCUCAAAAUCUGGCAAAACCAUGGCUACGGGACUUGCUCUCCUCACCUACUUGUCCACGUACUUCGAAACGUGUACAAGCUCCCAGAGCUACCUACGACACUCAAAGACCAGGACGCGUCAGACUUUGAUACACUGAAAAAGGUCUGCAAAGAGCUCAAGUUUACAUUAUUCUUCGCGUCCGUGAAGAAACUGCUCGGCUGUAAUCUCUUCGUGGAAAUUCGCGGUGCCCGGAGAUGGGAGAACAGCCGUCCCAAGAUCGAUCCAACCAAAGAUCACACUAUUAGAGUCGACCAGCUGAACUUGACGCGAGUCGUUGACUUGGAGGGAAAGCUGCGUGCAUUGCGACUACCCGUGCGAGAUACUGAAGUCAUCCAGAAGGAAGCCUUCACACAUGAGACUGCUCAGAUUGAAACUGAGGUUGAAGGGAAAGAGAUGGGUGGUGGUAUGGAGGCUGAGCUAUUUCACCAACAUUUCAAGACUGCACUUGUCAUCAUUCCUCCGCGCAAUCUUCGCGCCUUCGAUAUUCGUAAGCGUUUCAUGCUCAGUCCCGAAGGCAAAGGAGUCGAAGCAGCGCUCUUCAUGGUCGAUGGAUGGGAAUAUGCCAAAGCGGAACCUAUCAUUAAAAUGCUCGAUGACGCAACGGAGAAAGUGCGAGCACCCGACGCAGGCCCGGCUAGUGUUUUGCGGCUGCGGAAGCUCUGCGAGCUGUUACUAGAGUACCAUGAUCCAGGCGAUUACCGAAAAGAGGGGCAUACUUUCAUGUGCGCAAGGUUCCCCUUGAUACCCGGGGAAGUGUUGGACCAGCUGACCGCUGUGUGCAUCGAGUUUGGCUCCGCGAAUCUGUGGCAGAAGGCUAUGGAACAGCUCAGUGCCUCUUUCCGACGCGAGGUGCGCGCCGAUCGGACCAUCGAUGCUAUAGGUCGCUUGUUGUACAAGACACAAGAUAUCGAGCAGUUGAAGAAGGCGGACGGGUUCAUCAAAUCCCAGAACAGUAUCAAAGACAAGAUGGAGAUGUGUGGUAAAGUUCAGGCAGCGUACGAUCGAGCUGGAGAUGCAGACGAUGAGAACGCUCAGUCAAACAUACCAGCUGCCAUGGCUACCUGGCGAGCUUCCAUCAUCCGCGAUACAGUAUCUAACAGUACCUUCCUUAGCCUCAGAGAUUGCCUACCACUGCUUGAAAACGGCGGCGAACUCAACGACGAGUUUCUCGACAAUACGCUUCGUUCCAUGGCCAACAACUCAAGUUUCGCCGGCAUGGAGACCUUUCUCAAUGACAUAGCCAAACUCAACGGCAAGAUCCCAGACGCCGAUAUUCAACGCUACUGCAACAUUGUUUUCGAGCCGACAGCCUCGGAGUUCAUAACUAUCAGUCGGUAUGAUUUGAGUCCCAUGCGAAAGAUUCUACAGCACAACCUGUCAGUGGCUGAGCCUGCGAUACGAGAGUACUGUCUCAAGAAGCUGCGUGCGCCAACGAACAUAGCAGAGGGUCGCAAAGGGAAAGUCAAGGACGACGAGGUUGAAGAUUUCGUUACCAUAUCACAAACUUUUGGAGAGGAAGUUCCACCCCUUCUUCUCCCCCAUCUUGGUGGAUUCCUAAAUGAUCUGCCCUGGAUAGUCCAACUGCUCAUCCAAGUCAAAGACUUGGAGGGGUGGGCUUCAGAAACCUUCGUUCCACAAUUCAGCACCACUGUCCUUGAACCCGCCAUCGAGCGAGCGAAACUAGUAGCCUCUAGACCGGACAUAGCUGUCGGCGAUAUGAUCCGCGAUUCGUUCCCAUUCCGCAAAAACAUAGCGCCAGUUCGCGGUUCCAAUGAGGGAGACCGCGGUGUCACGAUGGAGGAGUUGAAGCUGCUGAUCCCAGUCCUCAAACGUUUAGCGCUAGAUCAUGUCGUGGAUAGGCUGGCGCAGAGGAUGCUGAUGGAUUUUGUUGACCUCGAUUUCGAAGACUUUCGCGGCGUGCUCGGCGAUGAGAAGACAGAUGAAAUGAUGGAGAAGAAGAGGGCGAUUGAAGAGGCGAAGGAGGCAAAGAAAAGGAAGGCUGCUGAUGAUGGUGGAAGGGGAAAGAAGAAGAAGGGAAGAGGAGGUCGGCGAUGA